Messenger RNA from Trematosphaeria pertusa, 3676 nucleotides. RefSeq lists its product as uncharacterized. Bases 121 to 3543 code for a protein of 1140 amino acids. The transcript is spliced from 4 exons. The record is from RefSeq and is a predicted model, not a curated record. Gene Ontology annotation, molecular function: sterol binding; protein binding. Gene Ontology annotation, cellular component: Golgi membrane; endoplasmic reticulum membrane. Gene Ontology annotation, biological process: SREBP signaling pathway. Lineage: Eukaryota; Fungi; Ascomycota; Dothideomycetes; Pleosporales; Trematosphaeriaceae.
UCCCCUCGCCUUGAUACCUUGCGGCCGACGUCUGCGUGCGCGUCGCAAGCCCUCAGCUGCCGCUGAGCCGCUCUUUAGAAAUAGUCGGGGCAUGCCCUAUCCCGGGGCACGCAGCGCCGAAUGAUCUGGUACCUCCUCUAUCCGCUUCGUGGAACGACUGAGCCACCACGCCUAUCGCCGUCCCACCCGAUCCGGCGCGCUUUCCAGGCCCAUGGCACCGCGACCGCGCGGCAUUGGCUGCUCUCCAUCCUCGUCACCAUCGUCGUCUCCGUGCUGCUGUGCUAUCCCGCCCUUUUCCAGACCGACAGCCCCGCCGCCACCGGACUGCGCAAUCUCCCCAAGCAUGUGUGGACGUCAACAACAGAGGUGGAAGGCGAGCGGCCCGCAGACGUGGAGGUCCGCCAGGUCUGGGUCCAUGGCGACUACAUGAACGCGAUUGACCGGCGAGUGCUGCGCGAAGCACUCUACGUCCAACAAGCCCUCCUCGGCGAGGGCUUCGAUGAGGCUGCCGCCCCAGCAUUCACGACUCAGCAAGGCGAUGAAGGAUGCAUUGCCACCAAAUCUGGUCAAAAAUGGGGAUUCCACUCGCCGCUGAUGUACUGGAACUGCUCGCUGAGAGCCAUCGAAGAGGAUGGAGACCUCGUGGCGACUAUCAACUCUGGAUCCCAGCGCCAAUCGGCCCUCAAUGUCACUCUGCGCCCAAGUACAGUCUUCGCAGGCAAAUCAUUCUCGAAGAGCAAGCUGCGAGCCGCCGACGCGUUAGUUAUCACCUUGUUCGACCAGACCGACUCCACCCUUGGAGCAAUGUGGGACGCAAGGGCUCGGUCGCUUGCCAAGGAUCUGUCUCCGGAAUGGGCAAUGUUCCCACACGAUGGCCAGAUGGCCAGAAGCAGGCUUUACGAGUUCCGCUUCAGCCCGAUGACCCUCAACGACGACCUGUUCCUGGCAGCCUCUUAUUUGGUAACCGCAGCCUACGUGGUCUGGAGGAUGAUGCAGCUUCGAGCCGUGAAGAGCUGGUUUGGCCUCCUCAUCACGAUUUGCGCCAAGAUGACGAUUUGCGUUAUCGGUAGUUUCACCGUUUGUACCUUCCUUGGCAUCAAUCUAGCACGCAUCCCCCGUCCUUGGUUCCCGGGCGUUGUUUUUUGCUUCGGGCUUGGAAACAUAUUUCGUCUCAUCAACGUUGUGCUAGAGACGCCACCCGAGAUGCCUCCUCAUCAGCGCAUCGGGCAUGCUGUUGGCGAAGUCGGUCAUCACUCACUGGCAGUGGCCGGGCAGAACCUCGCCAUCAUCUACCUCUGCUCUCGAAUUGUGACACCUUGGGUCGCGGACUUUUGCGUCUUCGCCGCUGUCACCCUUGUCCUCGACCUAGUUUACCACCUCACUUUCUUUGUCGCUGUUCUAAGUGUCGAUGUCCAGAGAUUGGAGCUUUUAGAUUCACUUGAGCGGGUUGAGCAGAGCAAGGCGUCCAAGGCUGGCCGGUCUGAGCGCCAGUCCUGGCUCACGGCGUUGCGGCAGGGUGCAUUACCUUUUAGCACUCGAUUCGCCGGCUCUGUUGCAAUAUUGUCCAUCAUCUUGGCGGUUAAUUGGCAUUUCUUCGACGGCAACGGUCAACAACUCUCCGUCCAAAUGGUCAAGGAGAAGAUUUUCAAGAGGCAGCGACGGUCCAGAGAACCAUCCCUGUGGAGUCCGCCACCGAUCAACCAGGCGCGCACACCCGCGGACUGGCUAACAAUCCAAGAUCACAACACCGCAAGGGAGCUCUUUAGCUUCAUCAAGCCCAAUGAUCACAGCUUCAUCGCACGAAUCUACGACCCACUGCUAAUUGUCUUGAAGGGGGCAGACGGUAGGGAUACGUCCCUGAAACAGACCUCUCUACUUGAGGGUUUGCGCCAUUUCACCCGAGAGCAUGCGUUUCCGGCAGCCCUCAUUGUCGUAUUUCUGUUCGCAGGGGUGACCUUGUUGAUGAAUUAUCUUCUCUGGACCGGUCUACCUGAGGGCAUAGAGGACGAAGACGACGAAGAAGCGAAUUUGGUGGUCAAGACCUUACCGACAUCUCAAUCACUUGACAUUGUUCGCCUUGCUUCGUCUCCGAAAGGACACCUUGUCAGUAUUUCUCUGGACAGAUCCACCUCGAUUUGGCUCCCUGGCAGAAGUGGUUUCGUCCAAUCCACGCUACAAACAGCGUCUACGAAGCCAAAGCUUUGGCCUAUCACGGCAUGCGCAAUAGACGAGAGCGGUAACGUGCUUGCUCUUUGCACCGACAAAGGACAGAUUGGGUUGUGGAGUCUUGCCGCCUCUCGUUUCUCAACGCUCCAGGCUGUCGGGCUACGAGGCCAAGUGCCGAUUCUAUUCACUUUUGCCAUCGUACCGGGGACGGACUACGACACCUUCAGCCUCCUCAUUGUCACCCCCGACGGCUACCUCACCCAGCUCGAGACACAGGCCGGUAUGCAUCAGACGAAAAAGAUCUGCGCAACUCCCAUCUCUUGCGCCAAACUUUACACUUGCGCGAAGGGGAUUUUAAGUUUGAUAUUCGUUAGCAAAGCCCAAGUCCAUAUUCUACCCCUGACGGGCGAGAGUGGUGGAACAUCAGAGGUAGUUGCAGGCCUCGAUCCAGGUCCGCCACCGGACAGCAAUCCUUCAAAAAUCAGAUGCAUCGAGGCCGUCCCAAGCCUGGGCUUGAUCUUUGCCCUUCGGGACGAGGAAGCCGAAAUAUUCGACUUCAACAGCCGUGUCCUCAUCCACGCCUUUCCGAUCGGCCAUGUCAGAGCUCACUCUUUCCGGGUGUUGCAUUCUGCCCGCCGCCAGUGCUCUUGCGGGGCGCCGGCGGUCCAUUCACUGUCUGUUGCAUACGCAGAACAAGAGACGGAUCACCUGAUCAUGCAGACAUUCACUCUCGACGACACUACUACAUCCUUCAUGUGUCUCGGCAAGCCUUCCGAAAACGAAACCCACAAAUGCCAAGGACUCAGCCAGGCUAAAGAAGCGGUAUAUUACGUCGAGCCUGCGGGCGUUUGGGAAUCUACGAACGCGCUUAGUGUCGUGGGAAUCCGAAGAUGCGUCCAGUCUCCCACGCCUUCGUCGUCUGCUUCCGGUGUCGAUUAUGCUUCGCCUGAGCCAUCAGCUCUUGCGUCGGCCCUCAAACAGCGCGCUGCAAGAUCAAGCACCUCGAGCGGUCUAUUGACGACGCUGGACUCUGCAUUUCACACUCGCCACCCGCCCGCUUCGCCCACCGAUACAGAGAACUGGGAGGCCUGGACCCUGUCUGCGACCGGCGAAUUCCGCUCGAGACCGCUUGUCUCUGAUUCGGACGACAAUGUGGAUGAGCUGCUCGCUGACGACCAGCUGUUCGUUGCGGCUCCUGGCCCCAUCACACGAUUAGGAAAGAAGAGCGUGGCUGUUGGUUUUGGUAAUACGGUCAAGAUCCUCACGCUAGGCAAAGAAUCAUUCGAUGGAUUGACGAAUGGUGAUGGCGCGCUGGACAUGACACUGGGCUCUUACAAGUCGAGGGUAAGACGAGGGCCUGGACGGAAGCUACAAUAACGGACCAAACACCGCACAACAAGAGCAAAGAAGACCGACGGGCUUCGGAAUGAUAUACGACAUAUACACGACACCGGCGUACACGGAUAAGAACGGGAACAUAAAAUAAAGAUUUGGGAAGAGCAUACCCCUG